AUGUCUGCACAACUACCAACCUACUUGCAGUUCUUUAUGGAGGAUUACCGACACCUUCUAGUCCCUGGAAGUACUGAACCUUCUACUGGAGGAAGUACGUCGAAGUUGUUCGAUACGGUAUACGGCUUGAGGGUGACCCAAACCGAGCAGGAUGGAGACAUAAAGUUUAACUUCAGCCUCGUUCCCUCAGACGCGAGCAUCAACGCCCACCCUGAGGGGAAAUUUUAUGACUACGACUUUAUACCAUUUCAUGGAGAUACGUACUUGGACGAAGGCCGCGUUGGUCGUGGUAUGGAACAUGACAGUAUCAAAGAUCGAUUCCCAAAUAUCGCCGACCUUUUCAAGAAGUGGAGAUAUCAUUUCGAAGACGAAUCCCUCUCGGGAUUAUUUCCCCUCGAGUUAGAUCCAGAGCAAGAUUUCUCCAUGAAUGCCCUUUUAAUGGGUUGGAAGAUUGAAGGGUUCUUGAUGGCAUGCUGGGUAGCUUUGCAACCUGACGUGUUAACUGUCGAAUACAACACAGACAUCGACUGCUACCACCUCGACAAGAAUGAAGACAUGAACGGCGAAUUUAACAGCUUCAUUAACAAUCUCGAGGAGAUAGUGUACCUCCCUGAGGUGGCCAAUAUUCAGUAA
Messenger RNA from Annulohypoxylon maeteangense, 633 nucleotides. RefSeq lists its product as uncharacterized. The coding region runs from base 1 to 633 and encodes 210 amino acids. The transcript has a single exon. Lineage: Eukaryota; Fungi; Ascomycota; Sordariomycetes; Xylariales; Hypoxylaceae. The record is from RefSeq and is a predicted model, not a curated record.